AUGAAGGUCCUCCUAUGGAAUUGUCGAGGUGCGGGGAAGCCCUCUUUUGCCCCGGCGUUUCGGAGGUUUGUGCUACAGAACAGACCGAAAAUUUGUAUUCUAUUUGAGACCCGUUUAUCGGGUAGGAGCCUUCAGAAGGCAAGGAGAGUGCUCCCUCGGUCAUGGGGAUUCUAUGCAGUGGAGUCCCGUGGAUUGUCGGGCGGGAUAAUUGUCACGUGGAGGCUGGAGUCGUGUAGAUUGGAUCCGUUUCAUGUUUGUGGCCAAGAGGUGAUCCUGGUGAUCUCGGAGGGCACAGACGAUCCCUGGGUUCUUGCGGCGGUGUAUGCGAGUACUGACUUCAGGGAGAGGCGACGGUUGUGGGAGGAGGCAUCGCAGUUGGUUGCUCAGGGCUUCCCUUUUCUGAUGGCGGGUGAUUUUAAUUGUAUUGUCGACCCUCAGGAGAAGAUGGGGGGUAAGCCUUUCUCCCACGAGAGGAAGGUUAAGGAAUUCGAGGAUUUUUUGACUACAAAUGGGUUGAUUGACUUGGGAUUUACAGGUCCAAGGUUUACAUGGUGCAAUAAUCAACAGGGUCCGGCCAGGGUUUGGGAGAGACUUGAUAGAGCUUGUGCGACAGCUGGAUGGGUCCAGAGGUUCCCGGAUCAUCGCGUUUCUCACUUACCCAGGAUUGCAUCUGAUCACUGUCCCUUGUUGAUGAGCACUGAUGCCUUUGUUCCGGUGCUCCCCCCAUUCAGGUUCGAGAAGAUAUGGCUCUCUUACCCUCGUUCAUGGGAGAUGGUCAGGGAGGCGUGGAGCACUCCAGUGAGGGGUGAUGCCAUGUACCGGGUGUCCAGGAGGUUGGAGUUGGCGAGGAGGAGGCUGAGGAGAUGGAAUCGAGAGGAGGUGGGAGACAUUUUUAGGAGGAUUGAGGAGUCAGAGGAGGCCAUUGUUAGGUUACAGGAUCAGGAGGCUCGCGGAGGGGGUCUGUCAGAUGAGGAUGUGGGGGAGCUUAGAUCCUUACUUGCUCUGCAUGAUGGUCUACUUAGACAGCAGGAGAUUUUUUGGAGACAGAAGGCAAGGGUUCAGUGGAUCAUGGAGGGGGACAGGAAUACCAGGUAUUUUCACCAGGCGACAGUGAUUAGGAGGAAUCAGAACAGGAUCAGAUUUAUUAGGGAUGAGGAGGGGCAGCAGUCGGAGGAGCCGGAGGUGAUACAGAGGAUUCUGGUGAGCUUCUUUAGGAGCAGAUGGACAGAGCAGACUGGUGUAGCGAGCCUAGCAGAUAUUCCUCCGCCAGGGGAGUUGGUCACAGAGGUGGAGAACUCUGAUUUGAUUAGACCGGUAUCAGAGAGGGAGAUCAGGGAGGCGGUGUGGUCCCUCGGAGGGGACAAGGCGCCGGGGCCGGAUGGGUUCCCACCGGUGUUUUUUCAGCGAUAUUGGAUGAUAGUAGGACGGGAUGUGACGGCAGCUAUACAACAGUUCUUCAGUACAGCAGUGAUGGCGGCUGAGUGGCAGAGGACCUUCAUUGCCCUGAUUCCGAAACGACAGGAUGCUACGGAGCCGAGUCAUUUUCGUCCGAUCAGCCUUUGUACGACCUUGUACAAGGUGACGACGAAAAUUCUCGCUAUCAGAUUGAGGGGGGUGCUCCCCAGGCUUAUAUCCCCGGAGCAGGGGGCUUUUUUGGAGGGGCGGAGUAUAUCGGACAAUGUACUCAUUGCUCAGGAGUUUAUGUUUGAUCUUAGCAGAGCUCCGAUGAGGAGAAGCUUGAUGGGGGUCAAGCUUGAUAUGGAGAGGGCUUAUGACAGGAUGAGGUGGGACUUUGUGCAGCAGUCUUUGCGGUUGUUUGGGGUGCAUGAGACAUGGAUCAGAUUCUUGCGGCAGGCAGUGAUGAGUCAGGAGCUGGAGGCUUACAGACCGGUGGAGGGAGCAGUGGCGAUCUCCCAUCUGUUAUUUGCUGAUGAUUGUAUGCUUUUAGCCAGGUCCACGAGACAGUCGGCUCGAGUUAUAGAUCAGAUUCUUCGGGAUUACUGUGCUCUGUCUGGGCAGCAGGUCAAUUUGGACAAGUCCGCUGUUAUCUUUAGUCCGAAGACGCGCGGGGCGCUGAAGCGUUCUAUACUGGAGGUUCUAGGAGUAGGAGAACAGGGGGGCAUGAUGUCUUAUUUGGGGGUACCUUUAUGUGGUCGUCGUCUGAGGAUUAGGGACUGUGUGUCCCUUGUGACUAGCGUCAGACGGAGACUGGAGGGCUGGCAGUCCCAUUCAUUGUCUAUGAUGGGGAGGAUCGUACUGGUACGCUCUGUACUUUCAUCUGUUCCUAUUUAUCUUCUAUCCCAUGUCGAUAUUUCGGUGUCAGUCUUGAGGUCCCUUGAGCAGUUGUUCAGGGAGUUUAUCUGGGGGAGGAGGAGUGGCAGAGGCGGGAUCCACUUGGUGGCCUGGGAGAGUGUUUGCCAGCCGACCAGUGCCGGGGGGCUGGGAGUGCAGUCUUUGAUGACGAGACGGGAGGUGUUAGCGGCGAGGCAUGUUGCCCGAUUUGUGCUUGAGCCAGAGAGUAUGUGGUCCUCAUUGAUGAGGGCCAAAUAUGGUGUCUUGGUGCCUGGGGGGCGGAUGGAGCGUCACCUCUCUCCUACAUGGCGAGUGAUGUGUGCCAGGGCUAUGGUGGUGCUUCCGGAGAUCAGAUGGGUGAUUGGUGACGGGCACUCGAUAGAUGUGCUGGAGGAUAGCUGGGUGACUGAUUGGCCGAUUUGUCGUCUGCCGACCAUGGUGGACUCUGCGAGACUAGCCGGGUGUAGGGUCAGGGAUCUGCUGGAUUCUGAGGGGAGUCAUUGGAGGGUGGGGCUGAUCAGGGAGGUGUUUGGUGAGCAGUUGGCGGAGAUGAUUUUGGCCUUGCCUAUUCCCUCUGGAGGGGUGUCGGAUAGGCUGCUUUGGACUCCGACGGGGCGGUCGCGGGUGAGGGCCAGGGAUCUUUGUGCAUUGUUCUGCAGGACGCCAGCGCGACAGAUUGAGGGAGGAUGGAUUUGGAGAUUACGGAUUCACCCACGGGUGGCACUAUUCAUCUGGAAAGUGGCGUGGGGAUGUCUCCCGACGAGGAGUUUGCUUGUUCGGCGUGGUAUGGGGGUAUCUCAGUUUUGUGAGACGUGCGGUGAUAUCGUAGAGACUAUUGAACAUGUUCUCUUAUUGUGCCCUAGAGCUCGACAGAUUUGGCAGUGCUCUUCGGUUCCCCUGAUUGAUGCGGUAGUCUCGACACAGGAUCUGCUGCGGAUGCUGAGAGAUUCCAUGUCUAGACCCAGGUUGGCAGCAGAGGGGAUAUUGAGGGCGUACCUGUCUUACCACAUUUGGUUGGAUAGGAACGCAGGCAUAUUUGAGGGGAGGCGGGGGCUUCCGAGGAUGGUGGUGGACAGGGCGGCGCGACAUGCGAGGGAGGUUAUGGUGGCUGCCACUGAGUUUUCUUCUGGGAUGGCCAGGGACAUCUGGGGUUCUCCUUUCGCUGUUUCAGCGCCCCUGUUUGUUACUGUCUCUUGGGUUCCCCCACCCCUUGGCUAUCUCAAAGUAAACUUCGAUGGCAGUAGGUCAUUAGACGGGUUGACUGGAGGGGUCGGCUUUGUGAUCAGGGAUCACGGUGGUAGAUUGGUGGCUGCAGGUGGGCGUCGGACACCUGGGAUUACAGUUGUUGGUGCGGAGCUACGGGCUGCUUGGGAGGGGUUAUCCUAUGCCAGGCAGGUUCUUGGCGUCGAGAGGGUGUUCCUCGAGGGAGACUCUGCGGUGGUGAUCGAUUGGAUCCGGGGGGCGGACAGGUUCUACGAUCCAAGAUUCAGGCGAGAAGGAUCUUGGUUUUUGCCAUGGGGAAAUCACCUGGGGAAAUGGAUCAAGACAUUGCUUUUUGGGAAGAAAUCAGCCCGAUCUCAUGCAAUGCAAGGAAGGGAUGCUCUGAAAUCUGUCAAUAAUAAAGGGUAUAUUGGAGAAAAAGGACCUCGUGCUUUGGCUGGGAAUUCUCAGUUUAUUUCCAUACUAAUUAUGCAUUCUGUAUACUGGUUAUUCCUUGCUGAUAUCAAUAUACCUUUUGUGCAGGCACGCAGGGCGUUUCGUGCAUUGAAAGGUAUUAUUAGGCUUCAAGCCCUAAUUCGUGGGCAUCUGGUAAGGAGACAAGCUGUUGCAACCUUACGUGCUAUGCAGGGAAUUGUCAAGUUACAAGCCAUGGUUCGCGGCCAAAGAGUUAGGUUUCUAGCAUUGGAUUCAGAAUACAUGCAAUGCUUGCUCAAGGAAACACUGUGGUCAACAUAUUGUAGUAACUACCUUAUUCCAUUUGCUGCUAGUUGCCACACUUCUUUUCAGGAUGCUAAACCCUUGAAUUCUUGGAAGGAGAAACUCUUGACAAAUGCAUUUCUUUGCAAGCUUCUUUCUUCAUUGCUUGUUGCAAAGCCUCUGCAAGUACAGUAUGAUCGGGACCCCAAUUCAGUCUUUAGUUGGUUGGAGAGAUGGACAUCCACUCAUUUGAAGCCGCUUUCACAGCCAAAAAAGGCAACUGAUUCAAAAUCUCAGCCAAGAAGGUGGAAUUAUGCUAUGGAAACUGAAUCAGCAGAUCAAAGCGCAAUUCGUAGGAAUUCAGCUUUGAAUGUUGACUCUGCUCAAACCAAUGUCGCAUCUGAACCUGAAAAAACAAAACGCAACCUGAGAAAAGUUUCUGGCUCUCCUGCUGACUCAGUACGGGAACCUCCACAGACUGAACUUAAGGUCAAGCGUAAUCUGAGAAAGAUAUCUAAUUCCAUCACAGAGGCUUCUGACUGUCUAGGUGGUGGAAACUGUUUUGGAUCUACAGUAGCAGAGGGACCUGCUGAGACCUUGCCUGUCGAGUAUUCCACAACUGAAUCGCAUCAAUUGCAGAGCAUCGACAACGAAGAGAAGGCUUUGGGUGACUGGGAGUUACGAUCCAAGGAAGAACAACCUUGCCUCGAGAACCAAAUCCAGCCAAGAAGGUCUUCCUUCUCAGAAAGAUCAGAAUAUGCUGAAAAUGGUUUACAGAACACUCCAGUCUUGCCAAAUUAUAUGGCAGCAACUAAAUCUGCAAAGGCCAAAUUACGGGGACAGAUUUCGCCAGUUGGCUCAGAUUCAGUUGACAAAAAUGGAAUCACUCGUCGUCAUUCUUUGCCAUCUUCUACCAAUGGCAAGUUGAACUCACACUCACACGGAUGACUAGUUCCAGCUAAUGGAAAGGGGGAAAUAGAAGUCUCUUUCAUCUAGAGAUGGACAUGAAAGGGCAAUUCAAGUAGAAUGGAGACGGUGAUGGAAGAAUGGGAAUUCGAAUAUAGCUUUGCAUGAGAGGUAAAUGUUCUAAGUUUGUCUGCAGUUUUUUUCAUUAUUGUUUGUCUUGUGGUGUAAAGUUCUGCUAUCAUCCCCAACUAGUUUGAUGAAUAACUGGAGUAUGGCGUGUUUGAUCCCGUCUUGUUGUUGGGUUCAUGUGUGUUAUGUAUAGCUAAAAGCAUUUUACAUUCGGUUGGAUUUCUUUGAAACUGCUAGUUUUACUCUUACAUUUAUUCUGUAAUAGGACCACCAAGGGAAAACAUGUCACUCAAAUGCUCUUUCAUCUGAUUAGGACAUCUGCAUUUCUAU
Messenger RNA from Phoenix dactylifera (date palm), 5574 nucleotides. Lineage: Eukaryota; Viridiplantae; Streptophyta; Magnoliopsida; Arecales; Arecaceae. The record is from RefSeq and is a predicted model, not a curated record.